This is a messenger RNA of Calliphora vicina (urban bluebottle blowfly), 16574 nucleotides long. It is a transcript of the gene skd, whose product is annotated as mediator complex subunit skuld. The transcript has 13 exons. The record is from RefSeq and is a predicted model, not a curated record. Gene Ontology annotation, cellular component: mediator complex. Lineage: Eukaryota; Metazoa; Arthropoda; Insecta; Diptera; Calliphoridae. The coding region runs from base 1803 to 9932 and encodes 2709 amino acids. Gene Ontology annotation, biological process: positive regulation of transcription by RNA polymerase II. Gene Ontology annotation, molecular function: transcription coactivator activity.
CUUGAUGAGGCAGCUCAACUUUAUUAAAGAAGAGCAAUCGAAUCAGUUUCGUUUUUACUUCUUUGCAGCAGACAAACUUCUGUGAACUUGAAAACAAAUUGCAUUCGUUGAGAACAAAUAAAGUCUACAAAGAAUUUGCACAUUUUUUUAAAUAUACUGAAAAGUUAAAAAGUAUUUUUUUUAAAACAGUUUCUUAAGAAGAAAAACAAAGUUAAAAAAAGUAAUUUGUGUUUUAUGACAAGGUUACACACAGAUAUUUGGCAUUGUUGCUAGUGCGAAUGUGUGUGUGUGUAUAGAUGUAAGUCUCUUUUUUUCUCGUAAAAGUGUGUGUGUGUGGGUGAAUUUUUGCCGACAACAUGAAAGAAAGUGACAAAACUAUAGUGCUUUAGCUGCAAAAAGAUUCAAGAGAAAAAGAGUACGAUGGUGUAUUGACAUAAAAAAAGAAUAAAAAAAUUGUUAACAAGAAAAAACGCAAUUUUAUAAGCUAAUUGUUGCUUUAAAAGUUUUAAAAAUUAAGAAAAUAUCGUUAAAAACUAUAAACAAACGUGUGAAUAAAAAGAAAAUUCAAUAAUAUUGAUUAACGAAAGAACAAAGUGUCAUGUAAAUUAAGGGAAAGUUUUACUUGUUUUGUUAUUGCAGUGAGAGAAAAUCAAUUAUUUUUGUCAUAGUGUAUGUGUAAAUAUAUACGGCUUUACUAGGAAUAUGUCGUAGUGUGCGUGAGUGACUGCUGUAUAUGUGUUUGAAAGAAAUGGCAACAAUGAUAAUGCAGGGUUGCAAAACGUAAGAAAAUGUCGUUAAAAAACAGUUUUUAACAAUAAACCAAAAGCAAUUUACUGCAAAUAAAUUAUUGAUUUAUUAAAUUUAUGGCAUAAAUAACAAUAAGAAAUUUUAAUUGAAUUUGUUUUUAACUCUUUAAAAGUUACAAGUACUGAAAAAUGCAACCAUGUGUGGCUGUAUAAUAGAAGACAAAAAAAUCUGUAUAUUUCUGCUCGCCAACGCCAUUUUCAAUUCUAUAGUCGUCGCAGUCGCAAACGUCAUGUCGUCGUCAAUGUUGCUCUAACGCGUUUUAAAGAAAAAUUGUGUCCCCUUCGUUUUAUUUAAUAUUAAAUGAAAUAAUUUAUUACGGUAAUUAACAAAUCAAAUGGCAUAUCCGCUUAAGCCAAAGAUAAAAGCAACAUCAUCAUCAACAACAAAAAUAAACAAAAUUAAAUGAAAAAAUAAAGUGAUCAACUUGUAUUUGAAUUAUAACAACUCUCCCCUCCCUCCAUCUAUCUCUCUUGCAAUAGAUGUCUCUUAUAUCUACAUAGGCUCUCUGGUGAGAGUAUCUUUACAGUUUAAUUCAAAUUGUAUCACAGUGUUUGUGUGUGUGUUUUAUAAUACUGUUAAAUAAAAUAAAAAAAUAAAUAACAGCAAAUAAGAAAUAAUACCACAAGAAUAAGUACAAAAUAUCAAUGUAUUACAAAAUCGCCUUCUUCUUCCAAUUGUUACAAGAAAAUUAAAAACACAAGAAGAAUUUUAUACAAAAUUUGCCACCUAAACAAUUAACACUCGGAACAAACAAAUAAAAAACAAAUUAAACGCCUAAACGUUCGUAUUAAAACGUAACAGAUUAAACAACAAUAAAAAAAGAAACACACACAAAUAUAAAAAACAAUACCAUUGUUGUUUGUUAUCUUUGUCAAUCAUCCAUCAUUAUCAUACAAUAAUAACAACAAAAAACAACAACAACAACAACUACAAUAUUUAAGACCAACAAUUGAGAAAAUGAGGAGCUGUUGUAUAGCAAACAAAAUCUAUGAACUAUGACGCAUCAAUCACAUCAGACUAACGGCGCUAGUUUGGAGGAUUGCCAUACAAACUUUUUUGCCUUGACUGAUUUAUGCGGUAUAAAAUGGCGCAAAUUUGUUAACAAUGAGCGACCUAAUGCAUCCAGUGAUCCACUGGAUGAUCCCAUAUUACGCUCCUAUUCACGAUGCAUGCAAGCUGACAUUCUAUGCGUUUGGAGACGUGUUCAGUCUACCAGACAAGACAACUCGGAUCCAAGUGCAAUGUUUGAUGUGGUUAACACAUCAAAAGUGCAUCCACCUCUGUCACUAGCGGCCGCCAAAGAAUUAUGGAUAUUUUGGUAUGGCGAAGAGCCCGAUCUAACCGAUUUGGUGGAUGCUGAAUUAUUAAAAGUGGCUGGCAAUCAAAUGAUGUGGAAUGGCACUUGGGAAAGAGGUCUUACUUAUGAAUGCCGUUCAUUACUUUUUAAAGCCCUGCAUAAUCUUAUUGAAAGAUUUGUGCUUACAAAAGAUAUUGUACGUUUUGGUAAAUGGUUUGUCCAACCUUGUACUUCAAAUGAACGAAUAUUUGGAAGAAGCUCUCAGCAUUUGUCAUUCUCAUUUACAUUCUUUGUACAUGGUGAUACUGUAUGUGCAUCUAUUGACUUGAGAGAACAUCCAGCAGUGCGUCCAUUAACCAAAGAACAUUUAACCGAAGCUGCCGCUGCAUUUGCAGCCGCUGCCUCUAAUGCAAAUUCACCUGAACAACAAACAUCACCAAAUUCACCCAAUGCUGCUGCAGGCGAGGGCAUUAAAAAUGAAAAUUUCUCAGCCUCAGCGAAUGCAAACAAUAAUAAUAAUAAUAGCAGCAACAAUAAUAAUAACAACAAUAGCAACUCCAACAACAGCAAUAGCGUUAAUCCAAAACCUCGUAAAGUUAUAUUGGCACCAUUUGGUAUGGCAGCCACACUUACGGGCAACAGUUAUAAAACAAAUGAUCCAAUGGCUGAGAAAAUACUUGAUGACUGGGCUUCAUUUUUCCCAUUGUGCAAUAAAGAGAACAGUGAUGUGCCACCGGUUGUAGAAGUAAUAGCAGGCGGUCAUAAAAUGUAUCAUCCCUCAAUUUAUGUACUAGUCACUGAUUUGGAUGAUAUUGAAGAAAUGGAAGCAGCUGCCUCACAAAAAUGUCCUCUGGGUACAUCUUCAUCAGCGGAAGCUGCUGCCUUGGCAGCACUAUCAUCGGCCAAUCAAACGGCUGGUGGUGGUAACAACACAAAUCACCACAAUUACAAUGACUCCAGAAAACCUCUAAUGGAAAAUUUCUCCAAUAACAAAUUACCAACAGCGACAGCACCAACUAUAAAUGGAACAAAGUCAUCUUUGGCUCAUAUGGUCGAACAUUUAAAAAUAGAUCGUACUAAAGUUCAACCGUACUACGACACACAAACACGGAAUUUCACCUGCAAUACAACAAACAUACAUGCCCCGCCACAGGCUGCAUGUGAAAUGCCUGAAAGAGCUUGGCAAGAUUGUGUCACAAAUGUUCUGCAUGUGCAACAUAAUCUAAAUGGCAACCUUCACUCUACUGCUUCAUACUCCAACUUCAACACCACCACCAACUCAUCCACCUCUAAUGCAACUUCCUCAAAUACGUCAACAACGACGUCAUUAUCGACGUCGAUGUCGUCGUCGUCUGGCAUUAAUAGCAAUGAAAAUGCGGCGUCAAAUGAAGGAAUGGAUCAAACGGAUAAUGUUUCAAAUAGUGUUGACAUUAAACCAAAUACUACAACUUUAUCUCAAAAGCAACAGCAACAACAAAUAUGGGGUUUUGUGGAUCCUACACAAAAAGCUCCAUGUAUAUGCACAAAGUCAUUGACAUCAUCACAAACGCCGUCUUCUGGGCAAACACCUGGUCAUGGUACACCUUUACAAGGUGGUAUAUCAAGUUAUUCCCGCAAUUCAUUAAUUGAUUGUAUGCCAAUACCAUCAGUGGGCUCACCAGGAACUCCAGCGGCUUCCCCUCAUCCAAAUUCAGCAUUAUCUCAGCCAACAUCAGUACCACCAGCAGAUCAACUUUUAUCAAUGAGUCCACGUGCUCCCACAUCAGUAUCGAAUUUGCAACAACCCCCCACACCAAUAGAUCAUUUAUUGGAUAAAAAUACUCCAGCUCCCACUCCCACUGAUCAGCAUGAUAAUAAAAGUAUAACAGCAUCACCAUAUGUACAUCCUACGCCAAGUGUUGAGCCACCGCCAUCAGUGGAAGGAAUGCAUAAUACCAUUGGUGGUGGCGGUAGUAUGGGCCCCGGCAGUGUACCUCCACCCCCAAGUGUUGGUCGUUGUACACCUACGCCCCAACAACAACAGCAGCAACAACAACAGCAAUGUGGUUCCAUAUCUGUUAAGAAAUUUGAUUUACAACCUGCAUCUUUAACUCCCCUCAACAAUGCUAACCUGCAUAUGUCAGGAAAUACCAAUAGCAAUUGUCCAACUACCAAUUCAAUUGAUAUUAAAUUAGAGUCCACAACAAAUAACAAUAAUCCCAACUGCAUCAUGAACAGUUCGGUGUUGCCCAAUAACAACUUGAAUAUAAAUGAAUCCCCACUGUCUUCAGCCACAAAUGCAAUGCAAGAUUUUUUGAAUUUAUAUAAACCGCCAAAAAUCAAUGUGAAAGAUAUUGAUACGUUCGCUAAUGAAGAUUGCCUCAAGUUAGAUGUACUCUAUGAUUUCACCGUACAGGAUGCUUGGGCCAAUCAUCCUGUUAAACGUUUUAAACCCAACGAAAUCUCAAAACAAUGUCGAGUAAUGUGCACAAAAAAGCUCUAUGAAGGUCAUACGCACACAAAACCUCGAAUGCCUUCUCCUCGUUCAGUUUACGGAUCCCAAUUGCUGUCCAUAGAUCCUUCAGCUUCACUGGCUUGCAAUGCGGGAAAUCUUGACGCAAACGUCAAUAUGGGUACAGGAUUGGUGGGUAUAGCUGCUGCUAAUUCUUUGGGCAACAAUCAAAUGGAUUGUAAAAACACUGAGAGUUCAAUGGGAGGUGGUAUGAUGGCUGGCAGUGGUGGAAAUGCAACAGCAUCUGGAAAUUUCUUUGAAGAACUUGAUAUAAAAACGGAAAUCAUGUCUGGUAUGGGUACAUCAUCGACGUCACCGUGUAAAGAUUCAAAGAGUGGCAUAGGUGGCAAUCUCUUCACGGUGGAGGGCCUCAAUCCUUCACCCAAUGACUUGGAGCAAUUGUUUGAGACAUCGUCAAACGAUGAAUGUGGCAGCGUACAGAUACACACGCCGCCAGAUUCUAACAAUCCAUCAAAUGGUUGUGCCAUCACCACCAACACCAUUGAUGAAUUGAAACGUACCACAAAUGCCUCUCUAGUGGGUACAGGUGUUCAGGGAAAUAGUAGCGCUUCAGCCAAUGCCGCCGUUAUGGUGGCUCUACAAAAUUGUAAUAACACCAAUACAUCAUCAUCAGUUGUGACGUCUCUCAACAAUAGUGGGGGUAACUUGUCGGGCUUAGGCAGUAGUGUUGGUGGUGCAAACACCAUACAGGCUGAAGACUUGACGAAAAUGUUUCCUACACCGCCCUCCCACGAACAGCACCAUCCGAAUUCCAGUCCCUGUCAAAUGGAUAUACAAAUGACCGACUUAAGUGUCAAUACAUCGUCGGCCAUGAUGGGCCAAACCCUAGAUACCGGCUUGGGUAUAAGCGGAAUGUCGAAGAUCAAGCAGGAAUAUUCCAUUGAACUGGGAAGUCCAGUGGAGGAGCCUAUAGAAGAUUGGUCAUAUGUUUUUCGGCCACCCCAACAAUCUAAAUUUGUGGGAUCUUCGAAAUAUGCGCCGCUAACAAAUUUGCCCAGUCUCACAAUGCCACCUUUGGUAAUGCCGCCAAAUUGUCGAUACAAACCUUCGUGGCAACAACCAAGAAAUACCCACCAACAACAACAGCAGCAACAGCAGCAGCAGCAACAACAACAGCAACACCAAUUGCAGCAGCAACAGUUACAACAUCAUCAUCAACAACAACAACAGCAGCAGCAGCAACAACAUCAGCAAUUGCAAGAACUGUUAUCGACAGCUCCUAGAACACCAUUACAACAACCUCGUACACCAUUGGGUCCUAUGUCUUCGUCACCUAUGCACAAUACCGUACCCACACCACUGAACAGUGGUGGCGGUGGCGGUAGCUUAUUGUUGAAUCAACUCAAUUGUCCGCAGGCUGCUCUCACCAAUACCCCACCAACAAUGCAACAACUGAUGCAACGUACUGGUAUGUCGCCUAUUUCGCCAGCCACGCAUGUGCCGUUCCCCCACACGAGUCCCAUGAUGCAGCAGCAACAACAAAGACAUACACCCAUACAUCCGCCACCGCCAUACGAAGUUGCCGUCUCCAGUCCUGCCUUAUCCACUGCUUCUUCGACUCCAGCAUAUCUCAACAGACCGUAUCAUUCACAAGAACCGCCACAGACACCGCAAAGUGUUAACAACCACAUGCAGACGAUUGGUGGUCCACCCAGUGUUCCAGGCGGCAAUCGCGAGACCUCCAGCAUGGGAUAUUACGCCGGUGGUGGUGGUAAUAGCAACAGUAAUAGCAACAGCAACUCGAUUACGCAAGAACUGCCCGAAGUGAGUUCUGUCAUUGUCAAUAUUCUACUGUACGAUACGGCACUGAAUGUUUUUCGUGACCACAACUUUGACAGCAGUACAGUGUGUGUUUGUAAUGCAGAUAAUCAACAUUUCGGUAAUAUACGUGGCUCGGAUUCGGGGGUAUACGUGCCGCUGCCAGGUACUACCUUCAAUCCUACAUCAUCAUCAUCUCUGACAACGUCGAAUGCAUUACGUGCUCUAAGUGCCUUUGGUUCGGUGGGAUUGGGCGGAGGUUUAGGUGGAGGCAUUGUGAAUUCCUUAGAUUCACCUGCCUCGAUGGCUGGAGCAGGCUCCAGUUCUUCCACAACUCCAUCUACAACAACGCCAGCCAAUAAUGCACAACAAUAUAUCACCGGCUAUGUGGACGAUGAUGCUGUUGAGUGCUCUUGUGGUUUCAGUGCCGUCAUCAAUCGACGUCUGGCCUGUAAGGCCGGUCUAUUCUACGAAGAUGAGAUGGAAAUUACCGGCAUUGCCGAAGAUCCCGGCCGCCACAAAAAACAUUCCCUGCUGACCUUAAUAACAACGCUCACAUCGAAGGCCAUUAAUAAUAACAAUAACAAUAGCAACGGUGUUAUUGACAAGUCAGUGGAACAGGUGGCUUUUUCCAUAUUCGAUUUGCUGCUGGAACAGUGUUCCAUUAUACAAACGUCUAGUAGUGCUGUCCAUCGCUCGUUACAACGCCAUCGGCGAAGGCUGGCAAAAAAGGCACAGAAACCCCAAUCGGUUGCGGCCAUUGCCAAUGUUCUGGAGUACAUCGAUGCCAAUGAUAUUAUUGCAUUGGCCUUGGAACAAGCCCGUUUGGCAUUCGACAGUUCCCGCAUGGAUAUUAUGGAACAACAAAUCGUGCCGUUCUCAACGCACCGCAAACAAACAGGCAACAACCAGUUGGCUUUGGCGUUAACGGGACGCAUAAACGUUCACAAAUGGCCUUAUAUUUCGGUGGGUUUUUCACGCAGCAACAAAGACAUUGUUUCGACCAUGAAAUCCGUGCAACCCAUGCUACAAAAUGCAUUCCAUUCAAAAUCUCGCAAUGCUGCCGGCGCCAAAGAUGCUACAUACAUUGUAAGUGGUCCGUUAACAUGGCGGCAAUUUCAUCGUCUCGCUGGCCGAGCUUCGGGACAGUGUGAGCCUCAGCCCAUACCCUCGGUUAUAGUGGGUCACGAUAAAGACUGGAUUUCGGUAGCGCCACUAGCGAUACAUUAUUGGGAUAAAUUUCUGCUCGAACCCUACUCAUAUGCCAGAGAUGUGGUCUAUUUGGUAAUGGCGCCAGACAACGAUUAUGUCUUGAGUAAAACCAAAACCUAUUUCAAGGAAUUAAGCACCACUUAUGAGAUGUGCAAACUGGGCAAACAUACACCCAUCUGCGGCUGGAAUGGUUUGUUAACUGUACAACAAAGACCGCCCACGGAAAAACCAUUCACAACGACCAUCGACAACUGGUUACGCUCCAUAGAAGAUACCGCACUGGCUGAAAAAUUACGCCUUUAUGCAUAUGCCUUCCAACAUCAGCUGGCUCCAUACCUCAAUCGAGUACCAAACGAUAAGACUCUACUCAGUCCUCUAGAUAAUAAUUCACGAAAUUCAGCGUGCAGUAAUUCGACAGGGUCCUCAUCGUCUUCUUCAUUAUCGGGUAACGGUGGUGGCUCCAACCCCGGCCAGGACAACAGUGAGCAACGUGGAAACAUGGGAGCAUCAGAUCAUCCUACCAGCAUGGAUCAUAGUAGCGGCGACCAUUCCCAACACUCCACACAAUCCGGCCAAGAUGGUCAAGGAAAUCUAAAUGAAAACAAGCCUACUACGGAGAAACCAGAAGUUAAGCCACCACUUAUAUUGGGAGAUCCUCUAGGAGUUGCGGAAUGCUUGGAAGAAGUCAAUCCCACGGCUAUAGUACUUUAUGUAGUUGAACCUUUCACUUACGGUUCAGAUUCUCCCGAAUUAGAAAGACUUGCUUGUAUCGCCCUGCUACGAAUGUAUUCAGAACUUUUGAAAUCCAUACCAGAAACGGUGAGAUCUCAUAUAAAUAUUCAGAUCAUUUCAUUGGAGUCCAUACUGGAAGUGGGACGUUCACGCAACCGCAAAAGGUUUUCGGAUGAAAUCAAGUGUUUGGCUUUGAACAUUUUCUCGCAAUGCAAACGACACAUGGUACAUGCGCAGGCGGUCAAAAGUCUUACUGGCUUUGGCACAGCAGCCAAUGUGGAAGCCUUCCUGAAGACCAAAGACGAAAAGAAUAGAAGGCCCUAUAAAAUGUAUACACCACCUUAUAUACUCGCACCAAUGCAUGAGAAAAACGAUAAAACGGAUUUCUCUCGGGCUGCAUGGGGCGGUAUGCGCGGUAAUCCAAAUGAUCAAAAAUACUCCGUUAUGUAUUGCAAUUAUUGCCUAAGUGAAGAUCAGUCUUGGCUACUGGCCACCGUCACUGAUGAUCGCGGUGAAAUGCUGGAGAAAGUGUGCAUCAACAUCGAUGUACCAAAUCGUACGAGACGACGACGAGCGCCAGCCCGACGAAUAGGUCUUAAUAAACUCAUGGACUACAUAUUGGGCCUCAUUUCACAGACAACACAAACAUGGCGUCUGGUGGUGGGUCGUAUCGGGCGCAUCGGCCACAAUGAACUCAAGUCAUGGUCAUAUCUGUUGGGAAAAUCGAAUUUACAAAAGGCCACCAAACAACUAAAAGACAUGUGCAAACAGUGUCAACUGAUGUAUCCACCCACGAUACUGAGUGCUUGUUUGGUAACAUUAGAGCCAGAUGCCAAAUUGCGUGUUAUGCCGGAUCAAUUUACACCUGAUGAACGUUUCUCACAGAUAUCCAUACAAAAUCCACUAUCAACACCACAGGAUGUUACUUGUACACAUAUAUUAGUAUUUCCCACAAGUGCUGUAUGUUUGUCAUUUACACGUCAAUUCCAAAAUGAAACACAAGUUGAUCUUGAUGAAGAUUUUAUUAAUUUCGGCAACGACGAAGACGAAAAUGACGUUUUCAAAGAUGCCGAUCUAAUGGAUGAUUUAUUAGGACAAUGGGAUAAUGGUGGAGGUACAGGUCGCGGAAUGUCCAAUCACAAUAGUCCUGAUCGCAUAGAGGACAAUCGAAGUUGGCAAAGUGUUGGUGGUAAUAAUUUCAAUUCAACACAACAUCAGGAUAUUGAAGAGGUCGGUCAAAUAAAUCAACAACCGCUGGCAGUUGGUUAUAUGGUAUCAACUGCUCCUACAGGCCGUAUGCCUUCGUGGUUUUGGUCAGCCUGUCCACAUUUGGAAGAUGUGUGUCCGGUAUUUUUGAAAACUGCACUGCACAUACAUGUACCGAACAUACAAACCACCGAUGACAUACUCAACUCAACAAAUGCCCAUUCGUCGGCUACAGAUCAUCCGUUGGACUCAAUUCUGACCGCCGAUGUUUUACGUUAUGUACUUGAGGGUUAUAAUGCCUUGUCGUGGUUGGCAUUGGACUCGAAUACCCAUGAUCGUUUAUCAUGUCUACCCAUCAAUGUACAGACCCUAAUGGAUCUCUAUUACUUGACAGCUGCAAUUACUUAAACAUAGAAAACACAAACAAAACAUAAAAGGAAACAUAGUGAAAAAUCUAUAUAAAUAUUACAGUUUGUAUUUAAAUAUUUGUUUUUAUUCGAUCUAUUAUGAUUUAAUUUAUUUAAUAUUUUUGGUUAAUUUUUUUUUACACAACAACACACAUCAUGUGCAUUAAAUUAAGAGAGCAUGUUCUUGUUUAUUUAAGGUUUAUUUUUCAAUACAUAAUUAUAUUAUAUUCUCUAAUAUUUUUAUAUAUUUUUUUAAAUUUCAUUUCUGUGAUAUUCAGAAAAACUAAUGAUUGUUUAACAAAAAAAAGUGCUCCUCCUUCUAUACUGCUCCUUCAUCCUUACUCCCGAUAUUAUUGAUUAUUUUAAUUGUUUUGUAUUUAAAAAUUAUAUUAUACUUAUUGAACAUUUACACACACACACACAAAUACAUUUAAAAAACACAUUUUUUAUGUAAAACAAAAAUGUAUGCUUCCGUUAUUUUUCGGACUUCCAAGCGAGGCUUUUGCAGUCAAACAAAUUAUUUCAACAUUAAAAACAAAAAAACAUUUGAACAUUUAGCCAAGAUGUAUAUGACGUGACGUGACAUUUAAAAAAAUCUUUUUUAAUUGCUAAUUUGUAAAUGAUUUUUAAUGUUUUCUAUUUUAAUUCAGUUUAUUUUAUUAUUUUUUUAUAUUUAAUAAUUUAAAACAUAUUUCUGUUGUUUGUUAAAAAAAUUGUAAAUUAUAUAUUUUGUAUAAAACUUUAAAAACUUAAAAAUUAUGUAAAUGAAAAUAUAUUUAAUGAGAAACACACAAAAAAUAAGAAAAUUUAACAGUAUAAGAAAUUUUAAAGGGUUUAAGUAUUUUCUUUAAAAUACCAAGAUUUAAAACUAGAAAAUGUUUAACAAAAUAUAAAUAGAUAUACAAAAUUAAGUGUACAUACACAUACAUACAUGUAUAAAUAAUGAGAAUCCACUAUAAAGUCGCCAAUAUCUUGUUUUGAAUCCUUUAAUUCAUUAUUUUAUUUAUGACGUAACAUACCUGAAUAUUGGGCUCUAUUUAAGUGAGAUUAAAUAAAUAAAUGUAUGUAUUAAUAAAUAUAACAAAUAACUAAAACUCACAAACUUUUUAUAUUCAGGGUUUUUUUUAAACAAAUCUAAAUUUUACGAAAUCACAUUUACAGCAGAGAAACAAUAACAUGUGCUGUAAAUUGAGUGGUAAUUGACAAAUUGAUUUUUUGCAAAUUGAAUACAGCUUUUUUUACUCGAAAGUAAAUGACUAAAUCAUGUUUAUUCGAUUUACAGAACACCAAAAUAUGUGAAUUCUUUGUUGAAAACGGAAAGGUUACUCGUAUUUUGUUUACAGAACUAUGCCGUAGUUUUGAACUGUAAUAUACAAUAGGAAGAAUUUAACUCUGUAUCCAAACAUAUAUUCAAUACAUUCACAACUCUAAACUCUAUCAGUCUUAUUCAUAAUAAAAAAUAAAUUCUGAGCAAGCUGUGUUUAAUGUUAUGAGAUACAAUAGCAACUAUAUAUAUCGCCUUGACUCAACAUUUCAUUCGUAUCGAAAGUGGAAUUAAUUUGCUUUUUCAGAAAGAGUAAAACGAAUGAAAUCACAUUUAGUUCUCUAAGUGGAAGUUGGUUGUAUUUUUUGGUUUUUCUCGAGUUAUUUUUUUUAAAAUUUGUUUGGUUUUAUUAUUUAAAACUUUGAUAAAUUGAAGCUGCAAAAUCUGAAUGAUUACAAUUUUUGAUAAUUUACCUUAUCGUGGUUGGCGUAAACGUCUUACGCCUUGAACGGAAUCUGAAGAAGCUAAAACAAAAUCGAGCUCAAUAGUUACUACGGAAUCAAAACUAUUACAAACAGAAAUUCUGAUAGGCCUGAUAGAUUCGUUAAAUGAUAGAGAAUUAUACAUAGAGACAAGGCAGUCCGUUUUGCAAACAAACAUAACACAAAUAAUAUGUCUGAUACAACAACAAAAUACACAGAAAAAAUAAAUUCAUAAUUGGAAUGAAACCAGCACUACUGUCACAGAUAUACAGAUAUGAAUAAUCUGAUUUCGGGAAUAUGGCAAUAUAUAGCAUUUCUUAUAUAUAAAUAGGGCCACACGUUUUUUUGUGGUACACUUUUAAGUAUGUUAUUGUCCACCAAUAUUGAUGAAACAUAUAUAUGGUUUAAAAGAUUAUUUUCUCUAAAUGUGCACAAUAUAAAUUUUUUUUUAAAAAUUCUUUCCAUAAAAAAAAAGCGUUUUAAAUUUGAUUGAAAAACAACAACAACAUGUUUAUGCACAUCUAAAUACACGUGUAUUUGUACACAAACGUGAAAAAUAUUUUUGCGUAUACUCAAGUAAAUAUAAUUUUGUUAUUAGUUAGAUCCAAAUCUUAUAUAUAAAUAGGCCACACGUUUUUUUGUGGUACACUUUUAAGUAUGUUAUUGUCCACCAAUAUUGAUGAAACCUAUAUGGUUUAAAAGAUUAUUUUCUCUAGAUGUGCGUAAUAUAAAAAAAUAUUUAAAAAUUCUUUCCAUAAAAGUGGUAAAAAGCGUUUUAAAAGUGGUCGUAUUUCGGCCACCAGGCGAUCCUAGUAUUAAUUAAAAUUGGUUGGGUUUUGGCUCUCAGUUGUCAUUGCUCUCAUCUAGCUAUGGCCACAACCAUUGAAAAACUGUCAUUUGGUGCAUAUCUGUACUAAUCUGUGACUACAGUUUUCCAUUCCAGAGUUGCUUUGCAAUCAAUUUUGUUUUAGUUUUUUCAGAUUCUUUUUUGAAUAUCAAAAAAAAUAAUGAAAUUUAGGAAAAAUACAAUAGCAAUUAGAAAAUGUUUUCAUACUUUAGGAAGAAUGAGCUUUUUAAUUCGUAUAUUACUUAAUAACUCGGUAAAUGUUUAAAACAUAGAGAACACAUAGAGCGGAAACUCUGCUGUCAAAGGCGUAACUCAGUUGUCAAAAACCUAAGUGGUGAGAAUGUAUUAAUAAAAAAAACUAUGUGAAAACAAAAACAACACUCGUAUAUGUAACUUUUUUGAGUAAUUUUUUUCUAGUUUCCGCUCUAUGUAUAUUUUCUCUAUGGUUUAAAAUUUGUUUCUCGUAAAAUAACUAAUCACUAUUUCUUUUCUGACAAAAUGUUGCCUUUUCCCUUUAAUUUCUUCUUUUUUGAUAAAUUUUUAAUGAAUUUAAAUUCAUUCAUUAAUUUGUAGGCAUAAUUGCUUUGAAUUCAUUCCAUUGAUAAUUCAUUCUUUAUAGAAUUAAUUCCUUAUUAAAUCAUUAAUAUUGAAUUCAAAUCCAUUACAAAAUAGUUUUAAAAAUGUAUUGAAUGAUUAAAUUUUUCUUCAAUUCAAAUCUAUUACAAAAAAGCCCAAGUCAAUUUUUUUAAUUUUAUUUUGUAAAUGAUUCAAAACAAAAUUCAAUGAAGAACAAAUAUUUUAAUUCAAUUUGUAUUAGAUUCAAUGGUUAAAUGAAAUCUGUUAUGAUUAAUUCUAUUUAAAUAAAAGUCUUCGAAUGAAGCUAAAGAAUUAUAUGUUUGGAAUGGAUUCAUGGAAUAAAUGGCUGACGCUUUUUAAUUUCGAAUUAAGAUUUUAGUGAAUUAUGCUCGGGCGGUGAAUGAAUUCAAUAAUAUAUUAAUCAUAUUAUCGCCAUAUAAAAAUUCGCAAUAAAUGAACCAAAGAAACAAAAAAUAUUUCUCAUUUGCUUUUCGAAACUAGUUUCAAGCGUGACAAAAAUCACUGAUGAAAGAAUCUAGAAUUGUAAGAAUGUGACAAUUUAAAAAAAAAUCUUUGUUUAAAGAACUGGUUCCAGAAGAGUUCCAAAUAACGUAUUGUAUCCGUAAAAACCAAUCACGAUUUCUUCUCUGGCAAAAAUGUUGCCUUUUCCCAUUGAUUUCCAUUUUUGAGAUAUUUUCUGAGCAAGAAAAACAUGCAAAUGUAAGGGUGUAAAUGCCAACCUAAGAAAAGUAAAUCAAUUUCUAACAUCCUUCUUGUCCUUUGUUUUUUUUUAGUUCUUUUCUGAAAAGGGCGAUGUGUAAAAUGUCAUCUUUAAAAAGCUAAAAAAUAUCUGUCAUGACGUUGUUUAUGGAAAAUAUGUUGUCCUGUUUCUAAAAUGCAAUAUUAAUAAUUUUGCCGCAUGAUCAAUUUAUUUUUAAAAAAGAGAAAGAGUUUUUGUUUUCGGUUUGUCCAAAAACAAAUGAACUUAGUGUAAAUUUAUUAAAAAUGGUUAACAUAUACAAAAAUAAGUGCUAAAAAUGGAAUUUUUUUCUGUUCUGAUCAUGAAAGUAGUACAAUUUUGUAAGGCCAAGAACAAUAUUUUAACAACGAUACCAUGUAACAGGACAACAUUUAUUUUUAGAUACGAAAGUAUUUGUAGAAAAAUAAAACAUGAUUUUUGAUGAACCAGUGCAGUUCCUCUAAAGAGCGUCAACUCAUAAUUUUCCAAUUUUCACUUUUUGCAAGAAAUCGAUAUGCAGUGGUCAUAUCUACCUACUGUAAAAAUCAGCUAUCAUUUUCUCUACUCUUUCGCCAAAAAAUUCAUUUGUAUCCGUACAGUUGUUUCAUUGCAAUGUAUUGAAAAACAAAAUAGUUUUUUGCUUCUACUGAACAUUUUAAAAUUUUGAGUUGACGCUCUUUAGAGGAACCAGUGCGAUAUAUAAUAAAAAUUUAUAAAUUUAGAAAGGUGUGAUAGAUUUUGAGAAUAAUUUGUUAACCAAUGGUUUAUUGUUUUCUUGCAAAAUAAAUAUUACAAUAAAUUAAAUGAAAAUAAAACACAGAUGACAAAUAGGAAAUAACGUAGAAGAAUUAAGGCAAAAAUUAUGAUACAAAAAAACAAUCUGCAAUUAAACCAUAUUAUUGGGUAUAGCUGGCUUCAACUACUCAGCUUUAAAAAAAUGUUUGAGAGAUUUUCAUAUAAAAUUCUAAUGCAUGUAUUUAUUCGUUAAACAUUUUGAAAUCUUGUUAUUUUUACAAAUAUUUUUUGGUUUUAAAUCUUUGUAAUUAACCGGAAAUUUUGUAAAUAUACAUACUAAAAUAAGUUAAAAAACAAUGUAAACAGAAAACAAGAACAAAAUCCCUACUUUAAAAUAAAACAAAAUUAUAUAUCUUAUGUCCACUAUAUUAUAAAUACAUACAUAAAAUAUUAAAAAUAAACAAAAUUUAAAUUUAAUAUAUUUGAUAUAAAAAAGUUUCAAUGCAAACAAAAGAAAUUUAAAAAAAUAUAUGUUCAAAAAUAACAUUUUUUUAAAUAAAAAAAGUAAACAUACAUAUAUAAAUAUAAAAAAAUGCAAUUAUCUACAAAAAAAAAAUAAACGUAAAAAACUUACAAAAUUAAUAAGCGAUUAAUAUUAAAUUUAGUACAAUUAAGUAAAACAAACAACACAAUUUUAUAAAAGCAUAAAAAUAAAAUUAAAAAAAAAAUUGAAAAUACCACAAUUGUAAACUACAAAUUAAAAAAAAAAAAGAUAAAUUAUAACUUAACAACAAUUAUAAAUAUAUACAUUAUACAUUAAUUAUACAUAAAUACAUAUUAUAAUGCUAACAAUAAUUGUUAACAUUUUAACUAAUAAACAAAACAAGUUUAGUAUAAUUUUAAGUUAUAAAAAAAACUUAUUUUGAAAAUAGUUUAAAACAUAAAUUAAUUAAAAAAAGAAGAUAAAAAACAAGUUCGCUAUAAAGAAACAAAAUAAACUAACAACAAAACAAGUAAUAGUUUUAUUAAAUAACAGCCUAAAUUAAAUUGAAACACUAUUCUACCAUUCUUGUUUUUUUUUAUAUAUACAUAUAUUAUUAUUAUGAAAACAAAAAAAAUAGUUGUAAGUUUUUUAUAUACAUAUUUAAAAAAAGGAAAUACUUAAUAAAAACAACAACAAACAAACAAAUAAAAUUCAAUAAACAAGAAAAUUAAGUAUAAUUUUUAUAACCUAAAAAAAGAACAUUCAUUUUAAAUUAAACUAUUACCACUACUCUUCUCAUACAUUAUUAAAUAUUUUAAUUUAAAUUAUUUUAAUUAUAAAUUGUAUAUGUAUUACAUUUUACAUUUGUUUUAUUAUUAUUUUCUUUUAAACAUAACUCUACUAUUAUGGUUUUUUUUUAUUUAAAUUCAUUUUUAGCAAAUUUUUUAUUUUAUUAACAAUCAUUAUUAUUAUUAUAAUUAUUAACUAUUAUUUUUUCUAUAUAAGCCAAGCCUAGUAUAUUUAAUAUACAAUUUAUAUAUUUUUAAAAGAAAUAAAUUAAAAAAAAUGAAAUGAAAAAAAACACAUUGUCGUUUAACUAUUAUUAUAAGCCAGCUAGCAAAAAGUAAAGAAAGAAACAAACAAAAUAUUAAGUAAUUAAUUAAUAUUAAUGUAUUAAAAUUUAAAACAUAAUAAAACAAAUGAUUUGUUUUUCUUUUUAAAUUUAUGUUUAAGUAUUUAAUUAUAUAUAAAUCAAUAAAAAAAAUACCACAACAUCCAAAUUCUUGAAAAUAAAAACCACAAGUUAAUAGUAAUAUACUAAACAUAGUAAUUAUAUUAUUGAAAUUUUGUACAUAAUAUACAUAAAUACUGUAUGUAUACAUAUACAAUAUGGUUAUACACACUCUCUCUUCUCAUAUUCAUUAAAUUACAUUCAUAGUCUUCAUUUAUACUAUACCACAGCACAUUUAAAGAAAUAUAAUUGUAUUAAUUACAAAAUAAAAAAAAAAAACAAAAA